Haemorhous mexicanus (house finch) is the source of this 1995-nucleotide messenger RNA. RefSeq names its product coagulation factor II thrombin receptor (gene F2R). Gene Ontology annotation, biological process: thrombin-activated receptor signaling pathway; positive regulation of blood coagulation; positive regulation of Rho protein signal transduction. Lineage: Eukaryota; Metazoa; Chordata; Aves; Passeriformes; Fringillidae. Bases 546 to 1703 code for a protein of 385 amino acids. Gene Ontology annotation, molecular function: thrombin-activated receptor activity. The transcript is spliced from 2 exons. Gene Ontology annotation, cellular component: membrane. The record is from RefSeq and is a predicted model, not a curated record.
GUGUUCCGACAGCGCGGGAAGGAGCAGAAAGCGUCCGAGCGCACAGCGCCGUGUUCCGCACGCAGCCGGGCCGUGGGGCUCCCGCUUGGGAGUUUCAGUGCGAGCUCGGGCCGAGUUUUCCUCGACUCUUUGUGAUCGUGGCAGCAGCGAGGAGAGGCUGUUUUUGGUUGUGAAGGAUGGCUGGAAGUGACGCCGUAGCUAAGGAGGGCAGGCAGUAGCAGGUGGUGGUGGAACGGACCAGAUCGGCGAGAUCUUGCUGCUGGAUUCUCUUAAUCUUUCAUUAACAGCGUAAGAAGAGGGAGUCAGAGCCAGCUGAAUUUCUAGGCGGUGCAAACUUCCAAAGAUCUGCCGGUACAAAACAGUUCAGAAUAUGCACCCCAAGUAGAUAGAUGACUUCCAAGGUUAUUUCAUGGUUAUUCACUAAUAGCAACAUCAGUUCCCUAACUGGUGAGCCUAUGGUUCCAUCCCGCUCAGAGCUUGUUAGACGAUGGAGAUGCUGAGGUUUUCCAAAUAACAACAGCAUACCACACAUCAGAAGUUUUUCCAUGCGUUUUUCUCCCAGUCUGGAGGCUGAUCUUAUUCCUGUUGACGGUGAUACUGAAAAUGACUUGGAAGUUGGAUCAGGAGCCACCAAUCAGACUGCAUCAUUCCUACCUGAACGACGAAUGAUGUCAGUUCAAACAGCAAGAUACCUCACUAGUCCAUGGCUGACUCGUUUUGUUCCUUCAGUUUACACCCUAGUGCUUGUGCUGAGCCUCCCUCUGAACAUUACAGCGAUACUAGUGUUUCUGAAAAAGAUGAAAAUCGAAAAGCCAGCUGUAAUAUACAUGCUGAAUUUGGCCUUUGCAGAUAUUCUCUUUGUAAGUGUGCUUCCGUUUAAGAUUGUUUAUCACUUUUCUGGAAACGACUGGGUUUUUGGACCUCAGAUGUGCCGUUUCAUCACUGCUGCCUUCUUCUGCAACAUGUACUGCUCAAUAAUGCUUAUGACGAGCAUAAGCGUCGAUCGCUUCCUAGCAGUGGUGUACCCCAUGCAGUCCCUGGGGUGGCGUACACUAACUCGUGCUUCACUGGUUUGUUUCAUCAUAUGGCUUGUAGCAAUAACCGGGGUUAUACCUUUUUUCCUACGAGAGCAAACAAUGGAAAUACCCAGGUUAAAUAUAACUACGUGCCACGAUGUGCUGAGAGAAUCCGAACUUCGCGGCUAUUACCUCCACUUCUUCUCUGUCUUCUCUUCUGUGUUUUUCAUAGUGCCAUUUAUAAUUUCUACUGUCUGUUAUGUGUGUAUCAUUCGCUGUCUCAGUUCUUCCACCAUUGUUGCAAAGCAAAAUAAGAAGACACGUGCCUUGCUCUUGUGUGUGGCUGUUUUUUCUGUUUUCGUUAUUUGCUUUGGACCAACAAAUGUUCUCCUCUUAAUUCAUUAUAUCCAUUUUUCAUAUGACAACAGCUUAGAAUAUCUCUACUUUGCCUAUCUACUCUGUGUUUCUAUCAGCAGCAUUAGCUGCUGCAUUGACCCCUUUAUUUACUACUAUGCUUCUUCUCAGUAUCAGAGACAAUUUUUCAGUCUCUUCAAUUGUAAAAAGACUUUUGAUCCUAACAUUAGUAACAGCAGUGGCCAGUUGAUGUCUACCACUAGUACUAGAAGGGCUACUUUGACUACUAAUGUGAAUAACAGUGUUUACAGGAAACUACUAGCAAUGCAUUGAGAUAAGCUGUCUUCAAAUAGUUUAGUUUUUACACAGUUACAGACAAAAAAAGGACUGUUAUAUCCAAGAAAUGCAAAGCCUUAAACCAGGUUGUUGUAUGAUACAUAGUUUUAUGGAUCCAAUAUAGUAAUACACAACUCAAAUUAAAACUCUGUAUGUGUGUGUGUAUAGAUAUAUAGAUAUAUAUAUAUAAAGAUGUAUGGUAUAUGUAAAUAUGUUAAUGUAGAGGGGAUAAAUAAUUUCUUAAUAAUAGUUGUUGAGUGUUUUUCAAAUAAACUUUUUUUCAGACAAA